UCUAAAAGUAGAGCCCAUUUUCUCACAGGUGCUGAGGCCCUGACUGGGGCAUUGAGGAUAUGAUAUUCAUUCUGUGUGUGUCUGUGUUUGUGUGUUUACAUUUACCAUAUUCAACUCUCCUGUCCUGCCUGUCAACACUGUAAUCAAAUCAGGCUGUUCAUCUUGGUUUGGAUGCAUCUCUCAUACAUAUGUAGGUGUUUAAAUCUUUAUAAAAUCAUGUUAUACCUCCAUUGUAGUGUAUUUUGCUUAGUAUUGAAUACUUCAUUAGGUUUCGUCAAAUGGGUUUAAUAUGAGCCUGCUGUGUCAGUAAACUGACUACUUUUGAUCCCUUUAUUGUUGAGCUACUGUAUACAAUAUGUUUACAGUGAAUUGUUUAUCAAACAUUAGGUUAAGUAGGGCUUUGCUCAAGUCUGAUGUAGUGUAUUUUGUUAUAUGCACAUUCGUUCACUCAAUAUGCAACCAUUCCAGCCUUAACUACAAUGGUUUGUAGCUCCAUUAGGUAGUGCAGUCUGCACUGUACAAUAUGAAAAGUUAAAGUCCCAGUGCAGUCAAAUUCUAUUUUUUCUGUGUUUUAUAUAAUAUUGUACAACAGCUGAUGAAACGUAUACUGUAAAAGUGUGAAACAAUUUGAUCAAUGUUAUUUUAUGUUACUUGCUGGUUGAAAAUACAAUCUUCACAGGACCUUCUCAUCAGAAGGUUUGCAUGGGCAGGAGUUUAGGCUUUCCAUGGUGACAUCACCAUGUGGUAAAUCGGUUAUUGGGUCGAUCACAAAGUGAGUUCCAAACCUCUCUGCCAGUUCCUCCAGACAGUUUUCAGUUUUCCCCUCCCUACUCAGACAACUCCCAGACAGUCCUAGCAAAGUUUUGCCCAUUUUAUUGGAAAUCUAGUACAGUAAGGUACUUAAACGCCCACACCUGUAGAAAUUCACUUUUUUGAGCAGAAAGACGAUGGCCAGAGCAUACCAAUGAUGUUGAACAACGAUUUAAGUCAAUAAUUCAUAAUUUUAGUCAAAAUAUGAUAUAUUUGCAUGACGUGACAAAUCCAAACUGUCUUUGAAAUGAGUGCAAAUUAUUUUCAUUUAAAAAUCUUUUAGAAACACCGGCAAAGUUAUUCCUAUUCGCGACUGAGCCAAACAGCCUUACAUGUUCUUACUCCUGCUUUAUACAGCUAUUUUCCAAUAUCUAUCUAUCUGUUUGUCUGUGUGCGUGUGUGUGUGUAUGGGUGGGUUGGUUCUCCUAUCCUUGUGGGGACCUCUGUUUGUAACUUUGUCCAUGUUUAUGUGUCUCACUUCAUCCAUUUGUCUAUCAGUUUUAAGCUGUAGACGUUUGUGAGUGUAAGGUUUCUAGUCGCAAAAUCAAAGACCGGGGUUUGCAUGAUUUACCCUCACGAGGUCUCCAUCCUCAUGUUGACCAUCAGUGGAGGACUUUCCUCAUCUUGGAAGGGUCGGAAGAAACUGUACGCGCUUCAGUCUGCAAUGCGCAUUUCACCUGGGAGUCCUUUUUGAAUUACUUGCCGGAAGAGAUGGACUUUCAAAAUUCGACUCAAUGAAGAUGUUGUUCCAACCAUCUACCUGGAUGGUGUAAGUAAAGAGAGCUUCUCAGCUAGCUAGUUUGCAGAUCAAAUGUCAAUUCUAGACUUGCCUCUUCUAGUUAGCUACAUCAUUGCAAGAAAUCUUUAUGCAAGUAACUAGCUAGUUAGCAUAUCAAAUGUCAAUUCUCGACUUGCUUCUUCUAGUUAGCUACAUCAUUACAAGAAAUGCAAGUAACUAGCUAGUUAGCUAGCUAAUGAUAUUAGCUAUUUGACUAGCAAGCUGACUGCUGACUAGCUAGUUGAUUAGCUAGCUGUAAUAAAUGCAUGUUAUCAAAACGUCUUAAUGAAGCGAGUUCAGUUCAAGUUAGCUAGCUAGCUACCAACUAUUUGGUUUAGGGUAAAACAUAUCCAAAACUGUAGAAUAUACAAAUAUAUUUACAGGUUUCUAGAACACGAGAGAUCGGCUGCCAGACAGACCCACUGCAGGCUUGUGAUUUCUCUGUACAAGCAUCCCCACAAAAGAGGAGCAAGGUAAAAAUGGCAAGAGUGGACUACUCUAGCGAUGACUCCAUACUCCAGUUAUAACCCUGAUGAUGACACGGACACCGUCUGCGAUGGCCAACUGUAAGAUGACACUAUCGUGAGCAUGCAAUGGCAAUUUAGGGAGUCCCUGACAUACCUGUUCACAUGUCUGCUGCAGCUUUUCCACUGUUGUCCGGUUUGUACCAGAACAUGGAGCAUCACAAAGCGGUUCAAAGGCACCCUGAUUUCCAUUGUCAGAUAUGCCCUCACUGCGACCACACCACGACGUGGAAGAGUCAGCCGUAUGUGUCCGCCAACCCUGCAGGCAACCUCCACCUAACUGCAGCUAUUGCUUUCACAGGCUCUUCUUUUGCUCAGACAAACAAGUUCCUGAAUCCGCUAAAAGUGCAGACCAUAUCUUAAAUCGAUGUUUUGCAGACAUCAGAAAACGGUCCUGCUUCCAACCAUAUACUAGCAGUGGAAGUCAGAGUCGUCCAGCAGUAUGUCGUGAAACCUUUGGAUCUUGGAGGGGAUAUGACAGCAGACUAGCCAGGCCACUGUGCAACAUUUGCGCAAAGAGGUUGGCAAUAGUCAGAGAACGGAGAAGGAGGGACUGCUGAGGAGCAUUGUUUUUGGAGGAGGCAGAUGUCAGCAUCGGCUCCAUUAUCACAGAUCAACACUUCUCAAUCCAGAAGUUCCUGAGGGAGGAGAUGCCUGACAUUAAUAACUACUACGAUGGGUGUCAUGUGGUUAAAUACUUCUCCUUGCAGCCAUUCACUACAACGAGAAUGCAGACAGGCCUGAGGUAACCACUGCAGCCGGAGAACCCAGGUCCAUGAUUCGGUUCCCUAAGUGGAAGAAAGGGGGCUAUUCCAUCCAAAUCCAUCUCCACAAACUCCUGGAGCUACUGUUCCCGGAUGUAGUGGGAGAUCCAGGGCCAUACCAACAGCUGCUGGAAAGCGAGACUAUCUUCUUUGAAUAUGACAGAGAAGAGUGACACCGUGGCCCUACACAAGUCUUGCUUUGUCUCUCUGGAGAAUGCUUGAGAAUUCUGCGCUGUGUGAUGACCGGAGACUGGAUGAGAAAGCAGUUGUAACCGUCAACACAGUAAAUGUGUUCUACCACGGCACACUGAACAACUGGGCUCAGAGUGCAGUCUACACAUUCAUUCAAGUAUAGUGAAUGACUGCUGUGUUGCGUGAGAUCAGAUGUACAGAUGCGGAGGCAGUGGUUAUAUUGCAAUAAAGAAGUGGAAUAAAAUGUUUUACAAUCUACAAAAAGCCUACAGGUGUAAUCUACUCCACUAUUUGCUCAGAGUUAGAUUUCCCAAUUGACUUGGGGUUAAAUGAUAUAUCAGUUACUAUAGGGAUGUCCAGGCCCCCUUUUGAUUAGAACCCUGCCUGUGCUCUAACACAGCAUACCUUUCAUUUACCUACCCAUGUAUUUCAGCAUCCGUGUUCUUUUGACUGUAUGCAUUGGAUAUGGCAUGUAGGCCUUAUGGGUUGAGACAUAAAGGGCAAAACCUGGGUGGUCAGUAGCAUGCCACCAACACAUGUUAAUGCACUUGGCCCAUCACCUGUACAGUGCAUGCAUACAUACGAUCCUAUUAAAUUCCUAAUUUUAUGGUAUACACAUUGCCGGGCCGCCAGUGCUAUGUCUUUAUAGAACACUAGUUAGCCAAAUAAUAAUGUUGUGUAGUUGCAUGAACAGUGUGCUCAAAGAUUAUGAUAACUAACCCUGUAUGCUAGCAUCUGCGUUGUGUGAUGGUAGCUAUACCAUUGAAAAUAGGUUUAUUGUGUGACCAACAAAGGGCUCAUAACAACCAUUAUACAGUAUGUAAUGUAUGUGUCUCUCAGUCAUUUCCUUGUAUGAUUGAUGAUUAUGUACUGAGUAUGAAAUGCAAUCAGAAACAUAAGCUUCCUCCUCUACCUCUCUUCAGCACAGAUUCUCACUGGUAGUGGAUACAAGAGCACCCUUUGGAGAGAACAUUAGAUGGCAAAGUUUUCCCUAAAUGCUUAUGACAAACUAUUUCCAGAACCAGCCAUAGCCAGUGUUAUGAGUGAAGAUGGAAUGUGUUGUUGUUUAUCAUUGCCUGGGUACAAGGUCAUCACUAGAGCAUCAUGGGUAGGUCACAUUCAUCCGGAGGCAUCUGAGUGUAGCGGUACCGCUGUAUCACAGAAAAGUAUGUGUUAGGCUGUAUGCUAGCUAGCUGUAUCACACAAAGGUAGCAUGUUAGGCUGUAUGCUAGCUAGCUGUAUCACACAAAAGUAGCAUGUUAGGCUGUAUGCUAGCUAGCUGUAUCACACAAAAGUAGCAUGUUAGGCUGUAUGCUAGCUAGCUGUAUCAUACAAAGGUAGCAUGUUAGGCUGUAUGCUAGCUAGCUGUAUCACACAAAAGUAGCAUGUUAGGCUGUAUGCUAGCUAGCUGUAUCACACAAAAGUAUCAUGUUAGGCUGUAUGCUAUAUGUGAAUAAACCACCAGACAUCACAAGUAAAGUUACAACAUGUGCUUAUCUUUAUACACAUCAUCUGGUGUCAAAAGCUAGAAGAUUAGCUAUGGCAUAAGGACUCAAAAGAAUUGAUCCCCUUGUCUUUGUCGAAAAUAACAGAUAACAUUACUAGCUAUAAUCUAGCUAGAUAACAUUAGCUAGCAUGCUAGUUAGCUGUCAGUGUCAUCCCUAUCAGCAAGCUGUCAGUGUCAGUGCCCUCCCCUCCCUAUUUGUUGUUGUUUCACUCCACUCUACGUGGAAUUCACCACAAUGAUGUGUGUGCACACCCCCAAUUCAUGCCUAUCUAUUAGUAGCCUUGUGUGGAUCAAAUCAAAUCAAACUUUAUUUGUCACAUGCGCCAAACACAACAAGUUGUAGACCUUACCAUGAAACGCUUACUUACAAGCCAUUAACCAACAGUGCAGUUCAAGAAGAGUAUUAUUUACCAAUAAAAUAAAGUAAAACAAUUGUAAAAAGUAACACAAUAAAAUAACAAUAACGAGGCUAUAUACAGGGGGUACCGAGUCAGUGUCCUGGGGUACAGGUUAGUUGAGGUAAUUUGUACAUGUAGGUAGGGGUGAAGAGACUAUGCAUAGAUAUUAAACAGCGAGUAGCAGCAGUGUACAAAACAAAUGGAGAGUGGGGUGUAAAUGUAAAUAGUCCCGUGGCCAUUUGAUUAAUUGUUCAACAGUCUUCUGGCUUGGGCGUAGAAGCUGUUAAGGAGCCUUUUGGUCCUAGACUUGGUGCUCCGGUACCGCUUGUCGUGCGGUAGCAGAGAAAACUUUGGUGAUUGGAGUCUCUCUGACAAUUUUAUGGGCUUACCUCUGACACCGCAUAUUAUAUAGGUCCUGGAUGGCAGGAAACUUGGGUCCCAGUUAUGUACUGGACCGUACGCACUACCCUCUGUAGCACCUUACGGUCAGAUGCCGAGCAGUUGCCAUACCAGGCAAUGAUGCAACCUGUCAGGAUGCUCAAAUCAAAUCAAAUCAAAAUCAAAUCAAAUUGUAUUUGUCACAUACACAUGGUUAGCAGAUGUUAAUGCGAGUGUAGCGAAAUGCUUGUGCUUCUAGUUCCGACAAUGCAGUAAUAACCAACAAGUAAUCUAACUAACAAUUCCUAAACUACUGUCUUAUACACAGUGUAAGGGGAUAAAGAAUAUGUACAUAAGGAUAUAUGAAUGAGUGAUAGUACAGAGCAGCAUAGGCAAGAUACAGUAGAUGGUAUCGAGUACAGUAUAUGCAUAUGAGAUGAGUAUGUAAACAAAGUGGCAUAGUUAAAGUGGCUAGUGAUACAUGUAUUACAUAAGGAUGCAGUCCAUGAUAGAGUACAGUAUAUACGUAUGCAUAUGAAAUGAAUAAUGUAGGGUAAGUAACAUUAUAUAAGGUAGCAUUGUUUAAAGUGGCUAGUGAUAUAUUUACAUCAUUUCCCAUCAAUUACCAUUAUUAAAGUGGCUGGAGUUGAGUCAGUGUCAGUGUGUUGGCAGCAGCCACUCAAUGUUAGUGGUGGCUGUUUAACAGUCUGAUGGCCUUGAGAUAGAAGUUGUUUUUCAGUCUCUCGGUCCCAGCUUUGAUGCACCUGUACUGACCUCACCUUCUGGAUGAUAGCGGGGUGAACAGGCAGUGGCUCGGGUGGUUGAUGUCCUUGAUGGUGCAGCUGUAGAACUUUUUGAGGAUCUGGGGACCCAUGCCAAAUCUUUUCAGCGAGUAGACAAGGAACUGAAAUUGAGAUUCUCCCCUAAGUUCUCCUCCCUAUACAGUAGGCACUCAUAAAAGUAUAGAUUUAGGCAUUCACUUAAUUUUCUGUUCCUACUUCAAACCAAAUACUCUUGACAACUUUAUCUUUAGUAAAUUCAACUCCAGCCUUAAACUACACUGCCUUGGUCAUUGUAUUUUGUGUUUUUGUUUUAUAUUUGUUCAGGCCAGGGUGUGACAUGGGUUUAGUGUGUUGUCGUAUUGGGGUUUUUGUAGGCAUUGGGAUUGUGGUUGAUUAGGGGUGUGUUUAGGUUUGGCUGCCUGAGGCGGUUCUCAAUCAGAGUCAGGUGAUUCUUGUUGUCUCUGAUGGGGAACCGUAUUUAGGUAGCCUGGGUUUCACUGUGUAUUUCGUGGGUGAUUGUUCCUGUCUCUGUGUUAGUGUUCACCAGACAGGCUGUAUAGGUUUUUUCACGUUCCGUUUGUUGUUUUUGUAUUUAUAAGUUAUUUCAUGUAUCGUCAUUUGUUUUAAUUAAAAACAUGAGUAACCAACACGCUGCAUUUCGGUCCGACUCUCUUUCGACAAACGAAGAACGCCGUUACAGAAUCACCCACCACACACGGACCGAGCAGCGUGUUAACAGGCAGGAGCCACAGGAGAGGAAACAGAAGCAGCUUCAGUGGGAGAGGCUGCACCACUUGGAGAAUUGGACAUGGGAGGAAGAACUGGACGGAAAAGGACCCUGGGCUCAGCCUGGUGAAUAUCGCCGCCCCAAGGAGGAACUAGAGGCGGCUAAAGCGGAGAGGCGCUGGUAUGAGGAGGCAGCACGGCGACGUGGAUGGAAGCCCGGGAAUCAGCCCCAAAAAUUUCUUGGGGGGGGCUUACAGGGAGUAUGGCUACGCCAGGUUGGAGACCUGCGCAAACUCCCCGUGCUUACCGGGCGGCUAGAGAGACCGGGCAGGCACGGUGUUAUGCAGUGGUGCGCACGGUGUCCCCAGUGCGGGUGCAUAGCCCGGUGCGGUAUAUUUCAGCUCCGCGUAUCGGCCGGGCUAGAUUGAGCGUCGAGCCAAAUGCCAUGAAGCCGGCUCUACGCAUCUGGUCCCCAGUGCGUCUCCUUGGGCCGGCUUACAUGGCACCAGCCUUGCGCUCGGUGUCUCCGGUUCGCCUACAUAGCCCAGUGCGGGCUAUUCCACCUCGCCGCACUGGCAGGGCGACCGAGAGUAUUCAACCGGGUAAGGUUGGGCAGGUUCGGUGCUCAAGAGCUCCAGUGCGCCUGCACGGUCCGGUCUAUCCAGUACCACCUCCACACCCCAGCCAUCCGGUAGCAGCUCCCCGCACCAGGCUUCCUGUGCGUGUCUUCGGCCCAAUACCACCAGUGCCAGCACCACGCAUCAGGCCUACAGUACGCCUCGCCUCUCCUGCGCUGUCGGAGCCUUUCUCCUCUCCUGCGCUACCGGAGUCUCCCGCCUGUUCAGCGCUUCUAGAGCCUUCAUCCUCUACAGCGCUGUCGGAGCCUCCUGCCUGUUCGGAGCAGCCUGAGCUGCCAGUCUGCAUGGAGCAGCCAGAGCUGCCAGUCUGCAUGGAGCAGCUAGAGCUGCCAGUCUGCAAGGAGCUGCCAGUCUGCAUGGAACAGCCAGAGCUGCCAGUCUGCAUGGAGCAGCUAGAGCUGCCAGUCUGCAUGGAGCAGCCAGAGCUGUCAGUCUGCUUGGAGCAGCCAGAGCUGCCAGUCUGCAUGGAGCUGCCAGUCUGCAAGGAGCUGCCAGUCUGCAAGGAGCUGCCAGAGCUGUUAGUCUGCAUAGAGCAGCCAGAGCUGUCAGUCUGCAUGGAGCAGCCAGAAGUGUCAGUCUGCUUGGAGCAGCCAGAGCUGCCAGUCUGCAUGGAGCUGCCAGUCUGCAAGGAGCUGCCAGUCUGCAAGGAGCUGCCAGUCUGCAAGGAGCUGCCAGUCUGCAAGGAGCUGCCAGUCUGCAAGGAGCUGCCAGAGCUGUUAGUCUGCAUAGAGCAGCCAGAGCUGUCAGUCUGCAAGAAGCCGCCAGAGCUGUCAAUCUGCAUGGAGCAGCCAGAGCCGCCAGUCAGCAUGGAGCAGCCAGAGCCGUCAGUCAGCAUGAAGCAGCCAGAGCCGUCAGUCUGCCAGGAUCCGCCAGUCAGCCAGACUCUUCCAGAUCUGCCAGUCAGCCAGACUCUUCCAGGUCUGCCAGUCAGCCAGACUCUUCCAGGUCUGCCAGUCAGCCAGACUCUUCCAGGUCUGCCAGUCAGCCAGACUCUUCCAAGUCUGCCAGUCAGCCAGACUCUUCCAGAUCUGCCAGUCAGCCAGAUUCUUCCAGAUCUGCCAGUCAGCCAGACUCUUCCAGAUCUGCCAGUCAGCCAGACUCUUCCAGAUCUGCCAGACUCUUCCAGAUCUGCCAGUCAGCCAGACUCUUCCAGAUCUGCCAGUCAGCCAGACUCUUCCAGAACUGCCAGUCAACCAGACUCUUCCAGAUACGCAAGUCAACCAGACCCUUCCAGAUCCGCUAGUCAACCAGACUCAUCCAGAUCCGCUAGUUAACCAGACUCUUCCAGAUCCGCGAGUCAACCAGACUCUUACAGGUCUGCCAGUCAGCCAGACUCUUCCAGAUCUGCCAGUCAGCCAGACUCUUCCAGAUCUGCCAGACUCUUCCAGAUCUGCCAGUCAGCCAGACUCUUCCAGAUCUGCCAGUCAGCCAGACUCUUCCAGAACUGCCAGUCAACCAGACCCUUCCAGAUACGCAAGUCAACCAGACCCUUCCAGAUCCGCUAGUCAACCAGACUCUUCCAGAUCCACUAGUCAACCAGACUCUUCCAGAUCCGCGAGUCAACCAGACCCUUCCAGAUCUGCCAGUCAGCCAGACUCUUCCAGGUCUGCCAGUCAGCCAGACUCUUACAGGUCUGCCAGUCAGCCAGACUCUUCCAGGUCUGCCAGUCAGCCAGACUCUUCCAGGUCUGCCAGUCAGCCAGACUCUUCCAGAUCUGCCAGACUCUUCCAGAUCUGCCAGUCAGCCAGAUUCUUCCAGAUCUGCCAGUCAGCCAGACUCUUCCAGAUCUGCCAGUCAGCCAGACUCUUCCAGAUCUGCCAGACUCUUCCAGAUCUGCGAGUCAUCCAGACUCUUCCAGAUCCGCUAGUCAACCAGACUCUUCCAGAUCCGCUAGUCAUCCAGACUCUUCCAGAUCCGCGAGUCAACCAGACCCUUCCAGAUCCGCCAGUCAGCCAGGAUCUGCCAGACCUGCCAGCCAGCCAGGAUCUGCCUGAUUCAACUGCCUGGCUAGGCUUCCUCUCAGUGCUGGGCUUCCUCUCAGUGCUGGGCUUCCUCUGUCCCAAGCUGCCCCUCUGUCCCGAGCUGCCCCUCUGUCCCGAGCUGCCCCUCUGUCCCGAGCUGCCCUUCUGUCCCGAGCUGCCCCUCAGUCCAGUGGGGUUCUGGGUGAGGACUACUAGGCCAUGGUCGGCGGAGAGGGUGGAUUAUCCCAGGACGCGUAAGGGAGGAACUAUGACAUUAAUGGAGUGGGGUCCACGUCCCAAGCCUGAACCGCCACCAUGGACAGACACCCACCCAGACCCUCCCUAUGGUUUUGAGGUGCGUCCGGGAGUCCGCACCUUAGGAGGGGGGGGGUUCUGUCACGCCUUGGUCAUUGUAUUUUGUGUUUUUCGUUUUAUAUUUGUUCAGGCCAGGGUGUGACAUGGGUUUAUUGUGUUGUCGUAUUGGGGUUUUUGUAGGCAUUGGGAUUGUGGUUGAUUAGGGGUGUGUUUAGGUUUGGCUGCCUGAGGCGGUUCUCAAUCAGAGUCAGGUGAUUCUUGUUGUCUCUGAUGGGGAACCGUAUUUAGGUAGCCUGGGUUUCACUGUGUAUUUCGUGGGUGAUUGUUCCUGUCUCUGUGUUAGUGUUCACCAGACAGGCUGUAUAGGUUUUUUCACGUUCCGUUUGUUGUUUUUGUAUUUAUAAGUUAUUUCAUGUAUCGUCAUUUGUUUUAAUUAAAAACAUGAGUAACCAA
This is a messenger RNA of Oncorhynchus masou masou (cherry salmon), 10226 nucleotides long. Its product is annotated as paternally-expressed gene 3 protein-like. Lineage: Eukaryota; Metazoa; Chordata; Actinopteri; Salmoniformes; Salmonidae. The transcript is spliced from 9 exons. Bases 7068 to 8771 code for a protein of 567 amino acids. The record is from RefSeq and is a predicted model, not a curated record.